This is a messenger RNA of Thamnophis sirtalis, 1334 nucleotides long. The record is from RefSeq and is a predicted model, not a curated record. NCBI's taxonomy places the organism in Eukaryota, Metazoa, Chordata, Lepidosauria, Squamata, Natricidae.
UACAGGACCUCUGGAACUAUUUUGCUUUUAUGAAAACGUGAUCGUGUCAAUAACAACUAUGCAUUAAUGAGAUACUGAAGGGAGAUAAAAACCAACUAAAAGAAUGAAUAGUGAAGAGGAAUUUUAUGAUGCUGUCACAGGCUUUGAUUCGGAUAAUUCUUCAGGAGAAUUUUCAGAAGCAGUUCACAAAGUCGAUGUGGACGAUCACCAGAGUAACCGGACUGGAAAGCACAAUGGCGACGGGCCAGUACAAGAGAACGGAAUCAAGAAACACAGAACAUCUUUACCUGCCCCAAUGUUUACUAGGAGUGAUUUCAGUGUCUGGAGUAUCUUAAAAAAGUGUAUUGGAUUGGAGCUGUCAAAAAUUACCAUGCCCAUUGCCUUCAAUGAACCCCUGAGCUUCCUUCAACGAAUAACAGAAUAUAUGGAGCACACAUACCUCAUUAAUAAAGCAAACUGUCAUUCUAACCCUCUAGAAAGAAUGCAGAUUGUUGCUGCUUUUGCGGUAUCUGCUGUUGCCUCUCAAUGGGAGAGAACAGGCAAACCAUUUAACCCUCUCCUUGGAGAAACAUAUGAAUUAAUCAGGGAGGAUUUAGGUUUUAGGUUAAUUUCUGAACAAGUCAGUCAUCAUCCACCUAUCAGUGCAUUUUACUCUGAAGGCUUAAACCAGGACUUCAUUUUUCAUGGCUCAAUUUAUCCUAAAUUGAAGUUUUGGGGGAAGAGCGUAGAAGCAGAACCCCGGGGAACCAUAACAUUGGAACUGAUAAAACACCAUGAAGCUUUCACUUGGACUAAUCCUACCUGUUGUGUACAUAAUGUAAUUAUUGGCAAGCUCUGGAUAGAACAGUAUGGAACAGUAGAAAUUAUAAAUCACAGUACUGGAGAUAAAUGUAUUCUUAACUUUAAACCAUGUGGACUGUUCGGUAAAGAGCUUCACAGAAUAGAGGGCUACAUUCAAGAUAAAAAUAAGAAGAAACUGUCAGUCAUCUAUGGGAAAUGGACAGAAUGUUUGUGGUGCGUUGAUCCUUAUUCUUACGAAAACUACAAGAAGAACGAGAGGAAAGGUGGCGAUCAGAAGAAACCAAAGCCGAGAGAUGAACCUGAAAACGAUGAAGCCGAUGAUAUGCCGGACGUUCAAGAAACUGUGCAAGUUAUACCUGGCAGUAAACUACUUUGGAGGAUAAGCUCAAGGCCAUCGAAUUCAUCACAGAUGUACAAUUUCACCAGUUUUACUGUCACUCUCAAUGAAUUGGAGAAGGGCAUGGAAGAUAUAUUGGCUCCUACUGAUUGCCGGUUAAGACCAGACAUAAGGCAUAUGGAAAAUGGAGAGAUAG